Mycena citricolor is the source of this 2284-nucleotide messenger RNA. The record is from the annotation of a GenBank genome assembly. NCBI's taxonomy places the organism in Eukaryota, Fungi, Basidiomycota, Agaricomycetes, Agaricales, Mycenaceae.
UCUAUUUCCCGAAGCGAUUCAAUGUAAACCACGUCGAUGAGAGACGGCUUGGCUUGAGGCGAUUUCCAAAUUCCAGUGAUCUCGCGACUGUGAACACGUGACCGCAACCCUCGGCGCCACCUUUGUUCCCAGUCCCUAAUGACUGCGAGUUCUUCUCUCCACUGGCUUGAGACUCCCGACUCUCGUCUGUGCGAAAAUGCAGUGAGAGAUCACGGCGUCCCGCGGUGGAACGUGCUUCGCAGGCGGAUUGGCUCCGAAGCUGGCACGUUCCAGCUUGUUAUCGAUCGCUCCACACCCCAUGCGUGUCGCUGCUAUCUGCUUCGCCUUGUUGGCCGUGUUGGUGUCGGGCGCUGCCGCCGCCCCGCUCACGAGCAGCUUCUCGGCCGGGCUGCUAGGCGUCCUUUCAGGCAAGCCGAAGCUGAUCUUCGGGGCCAAGAAGACUUUCAAAAUCGUGUCGUUCUCGGAUAUGCACUUUGGAGAGGGGGAAGACGUCGACUGGGGUCCACAACAGGACGUCAAUACCUCCCAUGUGCAUAGUGUCGUAUUGGACAACGAGCGCCCCGACUUCGUGGUGUUCAAUGGAGACUUACUCACUGGCGAGAACCUCUUUAAGGAGAACGCGACCAAGUACCUGGACCAGGUUUGGGCGCCUACUGUGGAGAGGAACAUUCCAUUCGCGUCUACCCACGGGAACCACGACAACUCGUUCAACAUUACACACGAGGAAGAGAUCAACUACGAGAUUGCCCAACACGGCAAGACACUGUCGUACACUCGGUCGGAUGUCGGAGCUCGCCCGUAUGGCUUGGGCAACUAUUGGGUCCCUGUGUAUGCCAAAGCAUCGGAUGUGAAGCCCGCAGUGAUUCUGUGGUUCUUCGACUCUCGGUCGUUCGUCACUGGAGAAGCAGGGCCUGUUCCCGCUGCAGCGGAUUACUAUUGGGUUGAUGAAAACACGGUGCCGACCUACAUCGAGGAGCAGAGCGCUCUGAUGAAACGUGUGUGGGGGAGUCUUCCCCGCGCCUUGGUGUUUGUCCAUAUCCCUGUGCAAAAGGCCGACGAUCUGGCUCCUCUGCCAAGCGCAGGAGAUCACGACGACGAACCGGACCCCUCGGCGCAAGGAUUUCUCAACAACGUGUACACUGGCCUCGAUCUUCCAUUUUGGAACGCCGUCGUCAGCCAUCUCAACGGUGGACCGUACGGUGGGAACGUUCUGGCAGUCACCUCCGGCCAUGACCAUGGAGAAUCGUGGUGUGCCCGUUCCACCGAUUCGUCGGGCAUCCCGAUCUGCUUCAACGGGCAUUCUGGAUAUGGCGGGUACGCUACGACGCACAGCCAAGUUCGAAAUGGACGUGCGUUUGAGUUGAAGCUGAGUGAUUUGGUGAAGAAGUCGCCCACGGUCAGAUCGUGGAAUAGCUAUGAGGACUGUACGACGAAUGAACAUGUCAUCCUGGGACCGCACUACAUGCCGCAGUACAAUGAUGUUGCGCGUUAAACUCAAGAAUGAAAACAAGCUGUAGUUGUAGUAGACACAAUACCGAUCAUGAUUACCAGGUCUUUCACACUGACUCUAGAGAACAGUCAAAGCCUCAAUCCUCGGCUUCAUCAUCCCGCUCUUCCAGCUCGGGGGUCUCAUCACCAGCUUCCUGACGCUUGGUGACGGCGUCACUGUCGGCAUCUUCUUCGUCGUCUUUGCUCCUCUUCGAUUCGGAUGUGUCCUCGUCUGUGGUCUCGGUGGCCUCGGCGUCACCUGCGUCCUCCGUGGCUUCAUCGUCGUCCCGCUUGUCAAAGAUCUCGCCCUCCUCAUCUCCUUCGUCCCGCUUCCUUGCCUCGCCCUCGCCCUCGUCAUUGUCUCGCUUCUCGGCAAUUGUUUCUUCAGCCUGUUCGUCGUCGUCCCCCCGCUUCGUUUCCUGUUCCUCUCCAUCUCCGCAAUCCUCCUCCUGUCGCUUUGAGACCUGACUCAACCCCGCAUCCGCAUCCCCGCUUUCCUGCCCCUGUUUCACCUCGUCCUGGAACUCGGCGAUCCACUUUAUCAGCCAGUCGUUAGUGAGCUCUGACGUGCCACUGUCGGCCAUCUUCUUCUCGACGACAGGAACGGUUUUGAGGCUGUCGAGCGUAUCCUGCGAGAGAUUGAUGUUGCUCGCGUUGACUGCGAGGAGGAAGUCGCGGCGCUCCGAUGGAGUAGCGUCCUGGUACGAGGCGAGACUGAAGUCGCGGCGCUGUACGAGGGAUUGAAUAAACUGGGUCUAUCCUGGGACUGACACUCACCGAGAUGGGCUUUGCGUGA